CUUCGCGGGUGUGGCUUCAAACCAUCAACCUCGACCAGGGGACGGAACGCAUAACGGAGAACCUCAAUCAGGGGACGGAGCACAUAACGGAGAGGAGAACCACCAGGAUAACCACCGUCAGCCUCCUGGCACCGGAGCCCCAACCCUCGGUCUCACAGCUUGACUAAUUUAGAGAGAACUUCAGGGUCAUUUCGUGAGAACUUCGUGCCCGUUUUCGUGCGGACCUGCGCAGACGGCGGCAUCAGGAGAUCGUCACGCUUCAAGCAUCAAGCUUCUUAAAGUUCCGCAAAGUUGUUUGGUUUCCUGACGUGAAGAAGAGCAUCCCUGAUGUCUACUGACGGAACAUGAGUUAAACCUAACCUUAAAGUCUUAAAGCUAAACCGACUUAAAGCUAUAUCAACUAAAAAAAUCACUGCGUUGUUUACCACUGUUCUCCUUUGGUACCAACAUCUGCCUCCACAGCUUCAACCACCAGAGAAGUAAGUUAUUCAGCUCCAGUUGUAGCAGUGAGGACGAAGCCUUUCUGAGUGAAGUUAAGGUUAGGGUUAAGGGCUAGGGUUAAGGGUUAAGGUUAAGAUAAUUUCCUGUGGAGCGGUCCAACCAGCAGCAGUCCUGAAGCGCGCGCUAGGAACCAUGGGUUGCACCGUCAGCCAGGAGGACAAGGCGGCAGCCGAAAGGUCCAAGAUGAUCGACAAGAACCUCCGGGAGGAUGGCGAGAAGGCGGCCCGGGAGGUGAAGCUGCUUCUGCUGGGCGCUGGCGAGUCAGGGAAGAGCACCAUUGUGAAGCAGAUGAAGAUCAUCCAUGAAGACGGCUACUCAGAAGACGAGUGCAAGCAGUACCGCGCGGUGGUCUACAGCAACACCAUCCAGUCCAUCAUGGCCAUCAUCAAGGCCAUGGGCAACCUGAAGAUCAGCUACGAGGACGAGGCCAGGGUGGACGACGCCCGGCAGCUCUUCUCCCUCUCCUCGGGGGCCGAGGAGCAGGGGCUCCUCCCGGAGGAGCUCUCCCACGUCAUCCAGCGGCUGUGGGCCGACGGGGGCGUGCAGGGCUGCUUCACCCGCGCCCGCGAGUACCAGCUCAACGACUCCGCCGCCUACUACCUGAACGACCUGGAGAGAAUAGGUAAGGGGGACUACAUCCCCACCCAGCAGGACGUGCUGAGGACCCGGGUGAAGACCACUGGCAUCGUGGAGACACACUUUACCUUCAAGGACCUGCACUUCAAGAUGUUUGACGUGGGAGGCCAGCGGUCGGAGAGGAAGAAGUGGAUCCACUGCUUCGAGGGCGUGACCGCCAUCAUCUUCUGCGUGGCCAUGAGCGCGUAUGACCUGGUGCUGGCGGAGGACGAGGAGAUGAACCGGAUGCACGAGAGCAUGAAGCUGUUCGACUCCAUCUGCAACAACAAGUGGUUCACGGAGACCUCCAUCAUCCUGUUCCUCAACAAGAAGGACCUGUUUGAGGAGAAGAUCGCCCACAGCCCGCUCACCAUCUGCUUCCCCGAGUACAACGGCCCCAACAAGUACGAGGAGGCGCAGAACUACAUCCAGACCAAGUUCGAGGACCUGAACAAGAAGAAGGACACCAAGGAGAUCUACUCCCACUUCACCUGUGCCACCGACACCAAGAACGUGCAGUUUGUGUUUGACGCCGUCACCGACGUCAUCAUCAAGAACAACCUCAAGGACUGCGGCCUCUUCUGAGGUCUGUGAGGCUCCGGUGACGAGAUGAACACAUGAAUGACUGCACUAUCAAACCACAAUCUCUGCUUUGAUCUGCUUUUUGUAAAGACGCCUGAAAGAC
Molecule: messenger RNA, 1801 nt
Organism: Gadus morhua (Atlantic cod)
Lineage: Eukaryota; Metazoa; Chordata; Actinopteri; Gadiformes; Gadidae
Product: guanine nucleotide-binding protein G(i) subunit alpha-2
Exons: 9
Coding region: 634-1701 (355 amino acids)
Biological process (GO): G protein-coupled adenosine receptor signaling pathway; adenylate cyclase-inhibiting G protein-coupled receptor signaling pathway; gamma-aminobutyric acid signaling pathway
Cellular component (GO): heterotrimeric G-protein complex; cytoplasm
Molecular function (GO): GTPase activity; GTP binding; G protein-coupled receptor binding
Source: RefSeq, a predicted model, not a curated record